AUGCCCUAUGACGUGGCUGUCUUCAUUUUGGAUCUCCUGUACUCAAAUUCAGAAGGAGUCACAGAGGCUGGACUGUGGAUGUUCCAGCCAGUACCCAGGCGUGGGGACCAAAUCUGCAACCCCUUGGAGCAGUGCUGUGAUGAGGGGACCAUUCUGUCCCUGAACCAGACCUGGCCUUGCUUCCAGCACUGCUAUCUUGAGUCUGUGAGCUCUCAGAAUUGAGCUGUUGUGAGGUUUAAAGUCCCAGGCACUACAUCCAACUGGAUGUCUGCCUCCUUCACCAGGAUCUGUGCCCAGGAGGCCCUUGGGCCAGCACGCCCAGUGGCCUGCUUCAAUCAGCACUGGGGCCGGAGCACCACCAAGGGCUACAUCUGA
This is a messenger RNA of Pteropus alecto (black flying fox), 375 nucleotides long. Its product is annotated as insulin growth factor-like family member 4. The transcript is spliced from 4 exons. Gene Ontology annotation, molecular function: signaling receptor binding. Lineage: Eukaryota; Metazoa; Chordata; Mammalia; Chiroptera; Pteropodidae. The record is from RefSeq and is a predicted model, not a curated record.